Messenger RNA from Megalobrama amblycephala (Wuchang bream), 1520 nucleotides. It is a transcript of the gene ahsgb, whose product is annotated as alpha-2-HS-glycoprotein 1. Gene Ontology annotation, biological process: negative regulation of endopeptidase activity. Bases 49 to 1380 code for a protein of 443 amino acids. Gene Ontology annotation, cellular component: blood microparticle; extracellular region; extracellular matrix. NCBI's taxonomy places the organism in Eukaryota, Metazoa, Chordata, Actinopteri, Cypriniformes, Xenocyprididae. The record is from RefSeq and is a predicted model, not a curated record. Gene Ontology annotation, molecular function: cysteine-type endopeptidase inhibitor activity. The transcript has 7 exons.
GAGAACUUUUUCUUGGUUGAAGAUUUACAGCUUGUGUCUGUGUGCAUUAUGAGAGAACUGGUGAUAUUAGCAGCUUUGGUCUCGGCUCUACACGCAGCCAUCCUCCCGACAGACAGUGAUGUGGAAUACAAGUGCCAAGAAGAUCAGGACAAAACUGCUACAUUAGCAGCUGAGCGGUUCAUUAAUGAACAUCACCGCCAUGGAUACAAAUUCAAAUUUGUCUCACAAGACAGUCGCAGUGCAGAGAAGACCGAUCCUUGUGAAGUCAUCUUGGGAAUUACCUUAGAGGAAACUGAAUGCCACAUUGUCAAUCCCAAACCUUUAGAUCAGUGUGACACUAGAAUGGAAUCUGAGACGAAAGUGACAGCAAAAUGUAAUGUGACUGUCUCCAGUGUUGAGGGAAAAGCAGCUGUAAAGCGCUACAUCUGUGACACUGAACCAGCUUCACAUGAAAUACUUGUGAAAACAUGCCCUGACUGCCCCAGUCUUCUGCCCUUGCAUGAGCCGAAGGGUCUGGAGAGUGUGAAAACUGCCCUGCAGAAAUUCAACAAAGAAUCCAACCAUGCAUCUUACUUUAAACUGAUGGAAGUGGGAAGGAUCAGCACACAGUGGAUGUUUUCGGGUCAAAGCUUCUUUGCUGCCUUUGCCAUUAUGGAGACAGACUGUCCAAAAAAGGAAGCAUCCCAGAAACAAGAAGCAUGUAAGGCUUUAUGUGGGGAUCAGGCUCGGUAUGGAUUCUGUAAAUCCUCUAAGGUCGGAGAUGAGGAACCAACAGUGGAUUGUGAAAUUUACAAAGCUCAGAACUUCACUCAUCCAAUGCAACACCCUGCUCAGUCAAAGAGAGACUGUAAAUUCCAUGGCCACCCACCUCACCACCAUCCAGAACAUCAACCAGGGCAUAUUCACCCCCAUCGCCCAGAACAUGCAGGGCAUGGCCACAAGGAAAAAACGCCUGAUCAGAAGGGUCGUCCAGAACAUGCAGGCCAUGACCACAAGGACAAAACGCCUGACCAAAGGGGCCGUCCAGAACAUGCAGGUCAUGACCACAAGGACAAAAAACCUGACCAAAGGGGCCGUCCAGAACAUGCAGGCCAUGACCACAAGGACAAAACGCCUGACCAAAGGGGCCGUCCAGAACAUGCAGGCCAUGACCACAAGGACAAAACGCCUGACCAAAGGGGCCGUCCAGAACAUCCACACCACUGUCCAAAAGGCCCUUCAGGGCUUCCAGAAUCAGCGUCUGAGAGGCGCCAUGAAUUUCCAUGCCAUGGCUUUGUAAAAAUACCCCCCUCUAUUUAUCCAAUCUGCCCCUUCCCUCCACCACGUCUCUGCAGAGGCCCUCCAGACCUUGUACCCCCUCCUUCUGCUCCUCCUCUGUAACUAACACCAAAAUCUUUUAAGAAACAUUUAGAUCUUAUCCCAUGUUACAGGGUUUGAAAGGGGAAAUAUUCAAAACUGAACAACAUAAGAGUGUAAAUGUCUCCGGUACAUUCCAAGUUCAAUAAAUACUCUUUACUGAC